AAACGCAAGCAGAUUGACACAGACGAGAGGCAGAUCAGUCGGGACUGACGAAGACACAGUCGGACAACGACAUGGAGAAUAUUUAUCCACACUUCACUGCGACAACACUCCUCUGCUUCAUCCUUCUGAUUCCGUUUCAAACAUUGGCUCAGACCAUCUGUUCAACUUCCAGUCGAAGUGUGCAGUUUCCAGAAAACAACAUUGAAGGUGACGUUGUUGUGACAAUACAUGUUGAGGAAAAUGUGACCCUUGAAUUUAGUCCUCCGCCUGCAAACCCAAACAACCCCUUUUCAUUGGAAGGAAACAACCUGACAGCUGCAAAGGUGUUUGACUAUGAGACUGAAAAAAGUAUUCCAGUAAAAAUCACAUGUACAAAGACAUCCACAGGGCUGCAGACACCCCUCGACAUCAUUGUAGUCAUUACUAAUUUGAAUGAUAAUGAACCCUACUUUGAUCAAAAUUUGUACGAUACUGAAGUCAAUGAGAUGGCACCUAUAGGGACCACUGUGGGUCAGUACGCCGCCAAAGACUUGGAUGAACCGCCCCUCUACUAUACACUCAAAUCUGAAUCUGAUUACUUUAGACUGCAGUCACCGACUAGCGCAGUUAUUCUUGUUAAUGCACAUCUUGAUUAUGAUGAAGUCAAAAAUGUGCAGCUGGUAUUGGAAGUUCUGGACACACAAGCGCCAGAAAUUUAUAGUGCCACCACAACUAUUGCAGUCACUAUCUUGGAUGUGGACAACAGACCGCCAUGGUUCCAGCCAUGCACCCCACAUAACAUGGGCGGGAGUGUGAUUUGCCAGAGUACCGGCUAUACUGGAUUUGUUAACCUUAAUGAACAGGAUCCUGGAGUGUUACCACUGAAACCAGGACCUCUGUACGCCAUUGAUGGAGACUCUGGAAUAAAUGAGGAGAUAACAUAUUCAUUCCUAAAUGGAAAUGAUGCUGGUCUAUUCAAGAUCAACUCAAACACGGGGAACAUUACCAUGCUGAAGCCAGCUGAUGUGUUGGGGACGAUCACUUUGACAGUGCUGGCCAGUCAGAAGGUGAACACUCAUCAGUUUGCCACCACUACCAUCACAAUCAGUGUCCACGUCGAAAGCUUACAUCCCCCAAAAUUUCAGAAAGAUCAGUAUGAAGGAGUCAUCUCUUCAGUGGGUGCCAUGGCGAUAGAUCUGACAAACAAGGACACGCCACUGCAGAUUAUUGCCACAGAUGACGAUUAUACUGCCACAGCGGGUCUGAAUCCCCACAUCACUUAUUCCAUUAAGGGGAGGAGUGAAUUCUCCAUCAUUAACGGCUUCUUAUUCAUGACUAAGGAACUCCCAGAGGAAACCCUGUCCCUGGAAGUAUUGGCACUAGAUUCAACCAAUGAUGAAACAGCCACAGCUCAGCUGUCAGUGGAGGUGAAAUUAGGUAUCACCACCACCAGUUUACCUCAGACUACUACAGACUUUAUGACCACAACAACCACAGGUGAAUCUACAACCAGCACCAGCGUCUCAACGACCAGCCCCAGUGAGAGCACCACUAACUCAGCAACAUCCACUGAAGACAGUUCUUCAGCCAUUAAUCCCACUUUGACCCCUGAAGAAAGUUUCUCCACUCCCAGCAAGGCACCACCAGUCAUCAACCCAUCUGGUGAAUAUGGAACAGUGGAGAUGGCAGCACUGGGUGCAACCUUGGGUGCUCUCCUGUUAAUUUGUCUGGUGGUCAUUGGUAUGCUUGCCCAUCGCAUGCAGAACGGGAAGGCAGACUGGAAGAAGAUCUAUGAAGCCAACAUAUUUCGAAGCUCCCUGGGUCAAGGCCCAGGCCAAAAAGAGGGCAUCCAGUACACCAAUGAAGCCUUUCAGCGUGAUGAUGAUGAUGGAGGAAGCGCGGGCUCAAGUGGUCCAGAGACAAAAAGUGAACAGACACCAAAAUCAGUAUGGGAUAUCCCAACCAAAGAGGCCAUCGAAAGGUCUUCUGCACCACUGCAUGACCUUUUGCCUGAUGACACCAGUGAUGUAGGCUCAGAUAAGGCUGACAGCGAGAAGGAAGUAAAACCCAUCCUGACAAAGGAGAGGCGGGUGGAGGAGGGGUACAAGUCUGUCUGGUUUAAGGCAGACAUUGACCCCAGCGCCAAGGAGGAGGUGGUCAUUCUCCCAGACAACAGGGAGGACAGCGAGGAGGAAGAUGAGGAACCACCCUCAAGCAGCAAAAAACAUGAUGGAAAACCACAAAAAAACUCCAAGGUCUUGUUUGCUGAUACUGAUUUGGACAGUGGCCUAGGCGUGAAAAUAGAGGAACCGGGCGACAACUCAGAUGGUGACGAAGAACUGGACAUUGAUCUGUAAGCGUAGCAAAAAGACAAGAACAUGGUGGAAAGCACCUAUAAUAAAAUCGAAUGAUUUUUUUAUCAGUCAAGCACAUAAUAUUCAGCCUUAUCAGCCUAUUACAACGGAGCCAUCACACAGAACCAGCACAGCGUACACCUUAUGGAAAAAGAAAUUUCAAGGAUAAAUCAAAAGCUAAAAAGUUUGAACCUUUAGAUUUUAUCAAAAUGCAACAUAUUGUAGCAUCUAUUCUUAAUGUAAAUGUGUCAUAGUUAAUCAACGUGUCAUAAAUUCAUUAAAAACAUUACUAUAUACAUUAGUGAGGCAUUUGUGACUCAUGAAAUCAAUGUGGUAGAAAUUAUGGAGUGAAAAUCAUGGGAGCUCUGGUCGCCCUGCUGUUCGUUUAAUUAGAUUUUUUGAUUCACUAUGUGCCUUCAUCUUGUGCCCCUGUCAGUUUUAUAGCCCCUUUUUUGCAGUAGUGGUGUCAGUGAACAAUGAACACUUCUUUAACGGUUAAUUAUUAACUUGUAAUUUAGCCCAGGCUAGCAGAAAAAAAUGUUGUCAGAGGGAAACAGGGAAACAGCAAGAGAAAAACACACACAUUAUCUACUGUUACCGCUAGUGAUUAAAAAAAAUACUGCCAACUGAUACUGGAGACUGUAAAACAUUAUGACAGACACGAAAGGGACUCUGAACUUCAAUUAAAUAAUUAAACAGAUAUCAGUAAAAUCCAUCAGUGGAAUAUGUUGCUUCAAACCAAACUGGAGACCUUUACCCAGCCUUUACCUAACCUACUUACCUUUACCCAGCUCGUUUUAACUUGCAGGCCACAAAGAGCCUAAUUUGAUAUCAAGGGAGCCAGACAACCAAAAACUAUAAGGGCAUUUUUUUUAAAACAAUGCGUUCGAAUAGUUCACCUUUUUUUAAUGUAAAGAAGUGCAAGUACAUUUUUUUAAACUUGCAUUUAGUGAGCUAUGUUUUUGCAAGCCAGUGUCUAACAGCAUGUCUUUGGAAUUUGAUAUGUUUUUGUUUUCGUAUGGACUAAACACUUGUCAAAAUAUAGAAAUACAUAAAUUUCCUGUGUUAAAUGUAUGCAGCUCAAGUAAAAUUUAAGGAAACGUUAGAGAACUGUUUUCCAGUAAGGGAAGAAAACCCUCUGAGGCAGAUUUCUGCAUGAAGACAGUACUUACUGUUUAACUUGCCCCUGAAACUUGGCACUUCUUUGCCUUUACACACGCAUCAGUGUUAUGAAUGAAUGAACUGUGGAGCUGCCAGAAUGUCACUGAGGUGCUUUUGUUUGAGCCUGGAAGGCAGUUUUAUGGUUCAUUACAGAAAAAAAUGUUCACAAAGGUAAGUAGUUCCAAAUGCGUCCAAAUUUAUCCUUCAUUUUCUAAAUCACAUUCACAUUGCAUGUCCGUUACCUCAAGCUGGAUGUCGGUGGGCAGAUAAAAGCACUGACUGUGAAUAGUGAGAACAGUGAGCGAUCCGUCACAGAACUUCUUGUCAAGUUGAUCUUGGCAAAUGCCUGUUGCGUGUCGGAGUAUGCUUUUGGAGCCGAUGUUAUCUUACUGACAGUAAUAUGGCCAGCUUUCACAGCUGUAUCGCUAAUCCUUUUGUUGCUUCCUCAAACCUAUCAACAACUCAUCUUUUCUGUUCUCGGUUGGCCUUGUAAGUUGUUGUAUUUUUCGUGUGAUUUGUGUCAUAGUGUCACUUGAUAUUAUAUUCCUUGAGCUCUGUGAAUACAGCAAACAUGUAGGCUUUGUGUUUACUUCUGUGAAUAAAUAGGAACCAAUCAAUUUUCAUGAAAGAAUUGACAUUCCCUGUCUCCUCUUCUCCUUAUUGAUAACACAUUUUCAAAAGGCUUUCA
Haplochromis burtoni (Burton's mouthbrooder) is the source of this 4182-nucleotide messenger RNA. It is a transcript of the gene cdhr5b, whose product is annotated as cadherin-related family member 5b. Bases 72 to 2336 code for a protein of 754 amino acids. The transcript has 15 exons. Lineage: Eukaryota; Metazoa; Chordata; Actinopteri; Cichliformes; Cichlidae. Gene Ontology annotation, molecular function: cadherin binding; calcium ion binding. Gene Ontology annotation, cellular component: membrane; catenin complex; adherens junction. Gene Ontology annotation, biological process: cell morphogenesis; cell-cell junction assembly; homophilic cell-cell adhesion. The record is from RefSeq and is a predicted model, not a curated record.